AGUAUCAACAUGUCAUGCAGGACGGAAGCAACACCCCUUCAUCUCUAGCACCCUGGAACAGGAAGCGACCCAACUCUGACAGUGACGACAGCUCCUCUGGCCCUCCCUGCAAAAGAUUCCAAACCUCACUCAACCUCGCCAAACCUCAUUCAGCUCCCCUUAACCUCGCUUCUAGCUCUUCUGCUGGAUUCCAGGGAGCUGGAGGCAGCAGUAAAAACCCGAACUCUACACAGUACUCGCAGAUAAAUGAGGUUCUGAAGAAAGCACACUUUUACAGCCGAGCUAUGAGAGCCAACAUCAACAACAGGAGAACACAAUAACAAACACAAUAAUGACAUAAUGUUCAAACAAUCGAUCACGUGAUAUUGAUCUUCAAAGUCGAAUUCAUUUGUUUAUUUGAUUGCACUCUGAUUGCAGUUAAGAUUGCACUUUGAUUGCACUAAAAUUGCGCUCAGAUUGCACUCUGCUUGCACUCAAGAUGUGCUCCUCUAGAUCCUUUACCACACAGAACUAUGUUUGUGUUCCGUGAAUACUCUGAAUAGUUUACUGUGUUUACUAAGCGGCUGAGUAUAUGGGCGUGAAUAUGUUGCUCCAGUGUUAAUAGCAGCUAUCUCUAUUGAAUUAGUAAAGUGUACACAACAGUUCUCAGUGUAUUUAUUGUACUAAUCUGAAUAAUACGUGUUAUCGGUAAUUGCUGCUCAGUUAAAUUGGAUGGAACUGCUAAUUAUUUGUUUCACUAACAGUUCAUUUUUAGAAAGUUUAAUUGAUAAUUAUGUGAUAUAAUAAUACUAUGUUGUUGUUAAUAUUUUAAUGGGUAUAUGUCAUUAAAGGCGUAAGCUAACGCAUAGCGCUGCGCGAUGAAAUGUCUUACAUAAUUUGAAUUUAUAAUUCUAUGAUUUGUUUGUACUCGGAAUGUUGGAAUUUGUUUGCGGAUAUUUUUUUAAAUGAUCUGGAAAAUAUCUUGUCACUUAACUACCCUUGUCACUCCCAUAAUAUGAUAAAUAAUUGUAAAGCUUAUUUUUGUCAGAU
Molecule: messenger RNA, 1029 nt
Organism: Bolinopsis microptera
Lineage: Eukaryota; Metazoa; Ctenophora; Tentaculata; Lobata; Bolinopsidae
Exons: 2
Coding region: 15-320 (101 amino acids)
Source: RefSeq, a predicted model, not a curated record